Messenger RNA from Scatophagus argus, 2481 nucleotides. RefSeq names its product internexin neuronal intermediate filament protein, alpha a (gene inaa). The record is from RefSeq and is a predicted model, not a curated record. Gene Ontology annotation, biological process: intermediate filament organization. The transcript is spliced from 5 exons. Bases 300 to 1676 code for a protein of 458 amino acids. Gene Ontology annotation, cellular component: postsynaptic intermediate filament cytoskeleton; intermediate filament; cytoplasm. Gene Ontology annotation, molecular function: structural constituent of postsynaptic intermediate filament cytoskeleton. NCBI's taxonomy places the organism in Eukaryota, Metazoa, Chordata, Actinopteri, Scatophagidae.
GUGUGAGCGGUGAACACAUGACGCAGGCAGAAAGAGGCGUGACGCUGCCCCGUGGACGCUUCCAUCAUUUUCCACCCGCAAACCGAACGAAAUGUACGACAUUUCGAAAAGAUGCACAUCGGUGAUUGUUUUCAUCACUUCCAUAUAGCAACACCUCAUUCGACAUCUUCACUCCACCGCCGCACAAAUGCUGCGGGGUCGUGAACAGUCGCGUGUCUAAUGGUUCGCUCCACCUGCAGUCUAUAAGCUCUUGCAAAGCUCGUUAAGUUUCUCAGUUUAACCUCUGACUCAGUGCUAACAUGAGCCACGGAGACCGUUACACGGCGUCAUCCUACCGGAAGAUUUUCGGCGAUUCUCCGAGGUUUUCCGUCUCCUCCUCCCGUAUGAGCAGCUCCGCUCCUCGGGGCUCCCCGGGGCUCCGGUCCGCGGCCGCGUCCCGUAGCAGCGCGUCCUCCUUGAACGUGUACAGGCGGGUCGGCCGGUCCUCCACCUCUUUCUCUCCGGUACCCAUCGACUCCCUCGACUUGACCCAGACCUCCGUGGUCAACAAUGAGUUCAAAGUCAUUAGAACUAAUGAGAAGGAGCAGCUGCAGGGUCUGAAUGACCGCUUCGCCAUGUUCAUUGAUAAAGUACGGCACCUGGAGCAGCAAAAUAAAAUGCUGGAGAUGGAACUGGUGACAUUGCGACAGAGGCAGAGCGAGCCGUCCCGCGCCAGCCUUCUUUACCAGCAGGAGAUGAGGGACCUGCGAUCACAGGUUGAGGACCUGAACAGGGACAAGAACCGCAUCCUGAUCGAGAGAAACAACAUGGAGGACGAGCUGCAGAAGCUCAAUGUUAAGUGUGAUGAGGAGAUGAGGGCACGGGAGGAAGCCGAGCAGACACUGAGGUCCUUCAGGAAGGAUGUGGAUGACGCCGCAGCUGUUCGCCUGGACCUGGAGCGCCGUGUGGAGUCGCUGAUGGACGAAAUCUCCUUCCUGAGGAAAGUGCACGAUGAGGAAAUCCAGGAGCUGAGCAGCAUGAUGGAAGCGCAGCAGGUCUCCGUGGAGCUCGAGCUCGCUAAACCGGACCUCACCUCGGCACUGAAGGAGAUCCGCAACCAAUACGAGUCCAUCGCCUCCAAAAACCUGCAGUCUGCUGAGGAGUGGUACAAGAGCAAGUUUGCCAGCCUCAGCGAACAGGCCACCAGGAGUAACGAGGCCAUGAGGGCCAGCAGGGAGGAGAUCAGUGAGUUCAGGAGGCAGCUGCAGUCCAAGACCAUUGAGAUAGAGACCCUGAGGGGUGCCAACGAGUCUCUGGAGAGGCAGAUCACAGAGAUGGAGGAUGUACACAGCGCUGAAGUCACAGCCAUGCAGGACACUAUAGGCCACCUGGAUACUGAGCUGAGGAACCUGAAGGGUGAGAUGGCCCAGCACCUGAGAGAGUAUCAGGAUCUGCUCAAUGUCAAGAUGGCCCUGGACAUAGAGAUAGCUGCAUACAGGAAACUGCUGGAGGGGGAAGAGACUCACUUUAACUCAGGGAUGUCGUUUGGUGCUGCCAGCUACAGCUACCAGCCUCAGCCUCGAGCCUCAGCCAGCUCCUCCAGGAGCAGCCAGAGGGACAAAGAAGGGGCCACAAAGGAAAGCUUCAAGGAGAGCAGUGAGGAUAAAGACGAGGCAGACAUCAACUCCAACAACUGAAGAAAGUCAGACAGGGAAAUGUGAGGAGAUAUACUGUGUAUGUAUAGUGAGGUCAUAGACACAUACUGUUUUCAGUAAAGGCAACAGUAAGACAUUUGUUUUGCAAUUAGAUCUGACAGUCAUUAUCUUGGAAUUUAAUGUUUUUCCGCAGACCAUAGGUCUCAAUGUUUAGAUAAUCUUUGGAGAGUCUAUCAAAUUCUGCAAAGAAAGAUUUGUCAGUGUUACUAAGUCGUAAAUCUGCAACAUUAAACAAAGGAAAGCAAACCUGAAAAUCUAGGCCACGUGUCCUCUACAUCUCCAGAGCAGAUAAACGUGUUACAAAUGUCGUACCUCAGCGAUCGUGCGAUUAAGUAUCGAAUGUUCCCAGAAUGAGCUUCCGUUUUGCUGCUGUGUAAGACUGCAGUGAAACCUGUGUGACAGGUGAAAAAAAGAGAACUGUUCAGACAGAGACCACAUUUCUUGAGAGAAAAACAUUCUAGCAUAGUUUAACCUCUGCGCUGAGGCCGCAUGUCGUCAGUGGCCUCCAGGUCUGUUUAAAGCACUGUACACACAGAGGAUGUAUAAAGGACGACGUGGCUGUAUUUUGUUUUACAAUGUAACAAAGUGUAGACCAUUUCCCUCUUGCUAACAUAGUCAGAGACAGUACUGUUCCGUGUUGUAGAAAGCUAUAGCGGCAUAAAGAAUCGCCAUCAUGCUGUAUUACAGUGUACACAGUGCAUCCAACAGUACAUGUAGUCCAGCUGUCAGCACACAUCAGUUCACCUGGCUGCAGUCUCAGUGUAUACAGCUACUGGAAAAAACUGUU